Racocetra persica is the source of this 306-nucleotide messenger RNA. Lineage: Eukaryota; Fungi; Glomeromycota; Glomeromycetes; Diversisporales; Gigasporaceae. The record is from the annotation of a GenBank genome assembly.
AUACAUUACCUCAACAAGGUUUGGUAGAAGAUAAUCAGAUAGAACAACUUCUUGAAGAAUUCUACCAACAAUAUCAAACCUGGAUGGUUCCACAACAAACAAGGGCUCGGGAUAAGCUUUCGAAAAUAAUUAAAGAACAACCUAUGCAUCUAUUGGACCCAACUAUUGCACAUACCCGAGAAUGGCCAGUUGGAUCAAGAAAUGAUAUUCAAUCAUCUACUCAUAGAAUUUCUUCAGCAUUUGAGCUAGAAGAAUUGAAAACAACUAGUAGAAAAUAUGGAAUAUGUCAGAAUAUCGGGCAUAAUA